AUGUCCAUCAAGCAUUCUCCGGUGAAAAAGGUCAACCGAUCAUCACUCGAAACAUCACUCCAAGAUGAAGACUCGUUCGCAGGAUUUUCUACCCAGGAAAUCGGAUCUAACACCAAGGCAAAGAAAGGUUAUCUGUCGCUUCUUCGUCAGCGUGAGCAGGGCCAAGUUAGUUUAGCCCAGUUAAAGACAUACAUGAAGAACAUCGACGCAGCCUACUCCGAAUUCAGCGGCUUCCAUAGCAGAGUAAUGGCGUCGAUUGACGAGGAAUGUGUUCCAGCUCAGGAAGAAAUCUAUACCAACUUCGAAGAACGUUUCAACGAGGUUUCGACGACCAUCGAAGAAAUGAUGAUGGCCUACUCUACUGAUCGUACCACUCAGGGUGUUGUACAACAAGGAGUCUCACUCCCACCACAAAUAAUCGUCCAGCAACAAGCGCUGCGAGCCCCCUUGCCAACGUUCGACGGCCAGUAUCGAAAUUGGCCCAAGUUUAAGGCGAUGUUUCUGGACCUGAUGGACGCUUCUCGUGACUCCGACGCAGUGAAGCUGUACCAUCUGGAGAAGUGCUUGAUCGGUGAUGCGAAGAAUGUAAUAGACGCUGCUACCAUCCGAGACGGCAACUACGAACAUGCGUGGCGUCUUCCCAAAGAGAGAUACGACAACAAGCGGCUGAUCGUUGACACCCAUAUCCAAGGCAUCAAGAAUCUUCCGAAAAUGAAGAAGAAAUCAUCAAGGGAACUGCGAACUCUGCUCGACGAAUGUACGCGCCAUGUCGAGGGUUUGCGGUUCAUGGAGCAGGAGCUAACCGGAGUAUCAGAACUAUUCGUGGUCAACAUCCUGACUGCAGCCUUGGAUCGUGAAAGUCGUGAAAUCUGGGAGAAGAGUUUAAACAAACGAGAACUCCCGAAAUAUCAAGACACCAUCGAUUUCCUUCAAGACUGGUACCUGGUAUUGGAGAGGUGCGAGGAAGCCUCAUCAAUUUCAACUUCGAAUACGGUGAAACAGAAAGAUUUUGCAUUGUCGGAAGGUGCGUCACGAGCGUAUCAUGCUAGUACAUCGCCAGCCAGCGUUACAUGUGAGUUGUGCCCCGGACAGCAUCUCAACUUCAAGUGCCCCGUGUUUCGCAACAUGUCCGUUGCUCAGCGGCACGCCAAAAUCAAAGAGGAGAAAGCGUGCAUCAAUUGUCUUCGUAAGGGCCACCAAGUCAGUGCCUGUCCGGUCGAAAGAACCUGUGCUAAGUGCGCAGCCAAGCAUCACACGUUGCUCCAUCUCGAAAGGAAUCAGCAGUUAACGACAGACACGAUCAAUCAACCCCGUCAACCAACGGAGAUACAGGCUCCAAUUCCGUGGCAAUCUGUUCCGCCGGUUGGAGAAUCUGUUAAUGCUUCAUGCUCCAGCGUCGUAAGACCAACAAAGCAUGUUCUGUUGCUGACAGCCGUGGUCAACGUGUAUGAUAAGGACGGUCAUCCGCAUGCCUGUCGGGCACUUCUGGAUUCCGGAUCCCAGAUGAAUUUCUUGUCAGAAUUUAUGGCGAGAACUCUCGCCGUUACGAAACUUCCUGCUAACAUACCAGUAAUUGGAAUCGGUGGUAUCAAAUCCCACAUUCGACAGAAGGUCAUCGUGCAAGUUACCUCUAACUACAGCCUUUUUAACAAGAAGAUGAAAUUCUUGGUUACGCCCAGAGUUACUGGGUCCGUUCCGUCUACAAAUAUUGACAUCUCCAACUGGCGUAUUCCAGCCGGAAUGCAGUUAGCGGAUCCACUCUUCCAAACCCCGGGAAAGGUGGAUAUGUUAAUCGGAGCGGAGUUUUUCUUCGAACUCAUGAUGCAAGGGCAGCUGCAUCUCAGCCACAACCUACCAUUGCUACAAGAGACCAAAUUUGGGUGGAUCGUUACCGGAGUCUACGAAGAACAGCCAACAGAAGUCUAUUCCAAUGUGGCUUCUAUGGACGAUCUCCAUCAUACCAUCCAACGGUUCUGGGAGAUUGAGGAUCUCGGCAGCACCCCGCUGCAAUCAAACGAACUACAAGAAGUUGAAGAUCACUUCCAUGAUACGUACCGUCGUGACGAGAACGGCAGAUUCGUCGUACAGCUUCCUUUCCGUAAUUCGGUUGUCAACCUACCUAGCAAUCGAUCACUCGCCUUGAAACGUUUCUUCCUGCUCGAACGACGCCUGGCACGCCAGCCAGAACUGAAACAGCAAUAUACUACCUUCAUCAAGGAGUACCAGGAUCUCGGACACUGCAAGGAAGUCCGAGAAUCAGAUGAUCCACCAGCCAAACAAGUUUACUAUCUACCUCAUCAUGCGGUGCUGAAACCUUCGAGCACCACAACGAAAGUCAGAGUCGUGUUCGAUGGCACAGCUAAAUCAUCGACAAACUCGCUCAACGACGUGUUGAAAGUAGGACCAACGGUACAAAGUGACCUGUUUUCAAUCGUCCUACGUUUCCGGAAGUAUCGGUACGCUUUCACCGCCGACGUCUGCAAAAUGUACCGACAAAUCCGGGUUGACGAGAGGCAAACCUGUUUCCAGCGAAUAUUCUGGCGCGACAAACCUACUGAAUCCCUGAGGGUGUUAGAAUUGACCACCGUCACAUACGGGACGGCCUCAGCUGCUUACCUUGCAACCAGAUCCCUGAGGCAACUCGCAGAAGACGAAGGGGAUAAUUAUCCAACCGCCAGCAAGGUGGUACAGGAUGACUUCUACAUCGACGACGUGUUAUCUGGUGCGGACACAAUCCAUGCAGCAAUCCAGCUGCAAUUUGAUUUGCAAGAACUUCUCGCCAGGGGUGCCUUUCCACUGAGGAAAUGGUGCUCAAACUCACCGGAAGUACUGCGGAACGUUCCAGAAGAUGAUCGUGAGCUGAUAUUCGACGUAGAUGAUUCAUCCACUAACGCAUCGAUCAAGACACUUGGUCUCCUGUGGGACCCAACACAAGAUGAUUUCCGGAUCGCCGUUUCCAAAUUAAUUGGUGAUAAGCCCAUCACCAAGAGGUAUGUCUUCAGUGAGAUCGCAAAGAUGUUUGACCCCCUCGGAUUCGUGUCAUCUGUGUUAGUGUUAGCUAAGGCGCUGAUGCAGCGCAUUUGGUCGGCCAAUUUGGAGUGGGAUGAUAUUUUGGACCCCAUCCUCUUCCAAGAGUGGGUUAAAAUUCGUGACUCAUUGACCGAGCUAAGCACGCUGCGCAUUCCCAGGUGCGUAAUAUCACCCGAUACCGUUCGCUGCGACAUUCAUGGCUUCGCAGAUGCAUCUGGCAAGGCCUAUGGAGCUUGCCUCUAUCUUGCUUGUACAACAGCUGAUGGAAAAAAAUCUGCUCGUUUGCUGUGUAGCAAGUCUAAAAUUGCACCGCUCACCGAGAUGUCCAUCCCAAGGAAGGAGUUGUGCGCUGCUCUCCUGUUAGCUCGACUGUUAUCCAAGGUGCUCGCAGCUAUAAAAUCAACUGUCGACAGUGUGAAGCUCUAUUCAGACAGUCAAAUCGUGCUAGCCUGGUUGAAGAAGCACCAACAACAAUUGGAGGUGUUCCAAAGAAACCGUGUGGUGGAAAUCAACCGUCUAACGAAGAGUGAGCAGUGGAGAUACGUCCACACCAGUGAAAAUCCAGCCGACAUCAUUUCGAGGGGUCUUUUUCCUGCGGCCCUCAACAGAAAUCGGUUAUGGUGGGAGGGUCCCUCCUUCCUGACAAGUGAAGAUCCCAAAAUCGACGAUUCUCCGCUCAUUUUAAUUCCGGAUGAAGAGCUUCCGGAAGUCAUGGGCGAUAUCAUCGCCGUACCAUCAGUCGCUGCAAGUUUUCUACCGAUUUUCGAAAGGUCAAGUGACUUUCGGAGGCUACAAAGGGUAAUUGCAUUCGUAUUAAGAUACGUCAGCAACUUACGUCAUCCAAAACCAGAACGAAAUCUGAAGCCACACUUAUCCGUCCCUGAAAUAAGAAGGUCGUUAGAAUGCAUCAUCAGGUUAGUUCAAUCACUGGAAUAUCCUGAAGAAAUUAGCUGUAUUUCCAGGGGAGAAGUCCCAAAAAAUCUGGCCAACCUUAGUCCGUUUAUGGAUGACGAAGGCCUACUCGGAGGUCGCCUCCAAAAUUCAAACCUGCGAUAUAACUCUAAGCACCAACUGCUUCUACCUCAUGGACAUCCUGUCGUCGAAGCGCUGGUACGUGCAAUACACGUUGAACAUCUUCACGUAGGGCCAUCUGCACUUCUAGCCAUCCUACGGGAGAUGUUCUGGAUAACGAGGGCGAAAUCAACAGUUAGGAAGGUUUGCCGAAGAUGCAUAAGCUGCUUCAAGGUCAACCCGAAGGAAUCCCAUCAGCUAAUGGGAAAUUUACCACAGAACCGUGUGGUGCCAGCGUUUCCCUUCGAGAACACCGGUGUAGAUUACGCUGGUCCUAUCACCAUCAAGGAAGGGCGAUACAAGCCGAAGCAUGUAAAGGGGUACAUCGCCGUCUUCCUGUGCUUAGCAACGAAGGGAAUCCAUAUCGAGUUGGUGUCGGACCUGAGCACCGAAGCGUUUUUGGCUGCCUUGGAUCGAUUCGUCAACCGUAGAGGUCUGGUGAAACGGAUGCUCUCAGACCAUGCAACUAAUUUCACUGAAGCCUCUAAGGAGUUGCAUCACCUUUAUCAGCUUCUGAAGGACGAAACUACACAAGCCAAGAUUGUGGAGUUCCUAUUAUCCAAGGAGAUCGAAUGGCUUUUCAUUCCGCCUAGAGCCCCCAAUUUUGGUGGCUUGUGGGAGGCCGGGGUGAAGAGCGUGAAAACACACCUCAAGAGGGUCCUCCAGUCAGCCAUCCUCACCUUUGAAGAGUUAUACACCGUCUUAACACACAUCGAGGCAGUUCUUAAUUCGCGCCCGUUGUAUGCUCUGUCGGAGGAUCCUAACGAUCCUUUGCCCAUCACCCCAGCGCAUCUCAUGUUACUAAGACUGCUGGAACCAGUGCCGAAGCCGACACAUUUGGAUGUGCCAGUACACCGUCUGUCACGGUGGCAAUACCUCAAUUUUUUGCGCGACCAUUUCUGGAAGAGAUGGUCUAAGGAGUAUUUGUCUACGCUCCAAGCUAGAAGCAAGUGGACAAGAACGCAACCAAACCUACAACCAGAUAUGAUCGUCGUAAUCGUCGAAGACAAUUCUCCAGCUCAAUCGUGGAACCUAGGAAGGAUUAUCAAGACGUAUCCGGGAAGGGAUAUGAUCGUUAGAGUGGCUGACGUCAAAACGGCCACCGGAGUAUACCGGCGAGCUGCAAGUCCUUUCGAAUCCACUGGCGGAACUGACCCACAGUAUUCCCCUUUGGACACCGAUUGGAUCUCAGCAGAAGCCAGAUCGGCUUCAAGGGAAUCCACAUACUGUCCACUCAACACCAGCUGCAGCAGUCACUCGACAAAGGGAGUCAAGCCGUCGACCUUCAGUGGUGACUGUACAAUUGUCUAG
Molecule: messenger RNA, 5412 nt
Organism: Toxorhynchites rutilus septentrionalis
Lineage: Eukaryota; Metazoa; Arthropoda; Insecta; Diptera; Culicidae
Exons: 3
Coding region: 1-5412 (1803 amino acids)
Biological process (GO): DNA integration
Molecular function (GO): nucleic acid binding
Source: RefSeq, a predicted model, not a curated record